Fraxinus pennsylvanica is the source of this 693-nucleotide messenger RNA. The record is from the annotation of a GenBank genome assembly. NCBI's taxonomy places the organism in Eukaryota, Viridiplantae, Streptophyta, Magnoliopsida, Lamiales, Oleaceae.
AUGCUUCUGCAGGGUAAAAAGAUUAGAGAUGAUAACAGAACUUUAUUGCAGACCGGAAUUUCUCAUGAUAACAAAUCAGAUGCUCUGGGUUUUACGCUGGAGCCCUACCCUACUCAAACUUCCCCAACACCGUGUCCAGAAGAUCCUUUCCAACUUCCUCAUGAUUCUCCACAACCCUUAGCAUGGGGCCCUCCUAUUGCCAAUGAGGAUCAAGAUGCUGUCGAGCAGGGAAUUUUGGAUGCUCUUCCAGAUCCAGUGCGAAGUGACUUCAGGAAUUUCCCUGAAAGCCAUAAUGGUUCACUAGCACUGGCUGCUGUUCCUGAAAUUGGAGAGGCAUUGGCUAAUUUUCCCAUGCGCAAAUCUAAGCAAUCUGAGUCAGCACAACGUCGAAUGCGUCGGCCUUUUACUGUGUCUGAAGUGGAAGCAUUGGUUCACGCCGUUGAGAAGCUUGGAACAGGAAGAUGGCGCGAUGUUAAGCAGAGAGCUUUUGAUAAUGCGGAACAUAGAACUUAUGUGGAUUUGAAGGACAAGUGGAAGACACUGGUGCACACUGCAAGAAUAUCCCCUCAACAAAGGAGGGGUGAGCCGGUACCUCAGGAGCUUCUCGACAGGGUAUUAACUGCCCAUGCUUACUGGUCCGAGCAGCAAACCAAGUACCAGCUCAAAUCACAACUCUGUGUAAAAAGGAAGUAA